Messenger RNA from Morchella importuna, 1032 nucleotides. RefSeq lists its product as uncharacterized. NCBI's taxonomy places the organism in Eukaryota, Fungi, Ascomycota, Pezizomycetes, Pezizales, Morchellaceae. The record is from RefSeq and is a predicted model, not a curated record. The transcript has 2 exons. Bases 1 to 1032 code for a protein of 343 amino acids.
AUGCCCUCCACGCUCCACCCGCCUCCAUUCACAACCUCCGCAUCCUCUCCGCACCUGCCCAGCGAGGUCACCCGCAGAAAACAGAAUGCUAUCGCAGACGAGGACCCAAAUAACAACUCUGACGACGACGACAUAGCCUCCAUAUCGUCCAGUUCCUCGACCGCAUCCCUACCAACAAAUUGGAGCUGGGGCCCAGGCGCAGGAAGCUCUUUUGCGCCGCCGUUUUAUAACCGGCCACCUACUCCACUCCCGCCCUCGCCUUCCCUUACAUCGCUCCUCCGCCCGCCGUUCACACCCUCUCGACCUACCACGCCCGACAGCUCCGACUCCGAAGCCGUUGCUACCUCCUCGCGGAUCGCGCAGUCCACUCCUCGCGCCUCCCCAAAGGUCCCCACCUACGAAUACUAUGGCUUUGUGCUCUACCUCGUCUCCUCGCUCGCCUUCCUCAUCUACAUCAUCUGGUCAUACUCCCCCGCGGCGCUUCUCCAUGCCGUUGGCAUCCACUACUACCCGUCGCGGUGGUGGUCGCUAGCCAUACCGAGCUUUCUUGUAAUGCUGGUGGUGUAUAUAUUUGUUGCGCUCGCAACAUACAAUAUGGAGUACCUCACGCGCGGACUGGACAAUAUCGAGAGCGUAGUUGACGACGCGGCCAAUAUUGCAGCGGUAGACUUUACGCCGAGAGUCGCGACCCCCGUCGUCAUUGUGCCAGCAGUGGGCGAGGAGGAUGCCGGUAACAGUAGCAGUGGCCAGAGGAGGGUGGUGUAUGAGGCGAAAAUGUCGGCCAAGAGGUCUGGCAGGGGCAGGGCGGAGAGCUGUUCAGAGAAGUGGAAGGGCACAGGCGUAUUACCAGGGACCGACGCAGACUGGAAGAGCUUGUGGGGUAGGGGAACUGAUGCAGUGAUGGAUGUGCCCGUAGGAGGGGUGUGUGAGGUGCUGUAUGGAGAUGCGAGAGAAAGAGAGGACUGGGAGGUGGGCGUCGGGGACGAAGAGCUGUACGCGCUGGUUAAUGCCAGUAGUGAUGGGGAUUGGUAG